Molecule: messenger RNA, 6816 nt
Organism: Apus apus (common swift)
Lineage: Eukaryota; Metazoa; Chordata; Aves; Apodiformes; Apodidae
Gene: ZBTB26
Product: zinc finger and BTB domain containing 26
Exons: 2
Coding region: 3-1649 (548 amino acids)
Biological process (GO): regulation of transcription by RNA polymerase II
Cellular component (GO): nucleus
Molecular function (GO): protein binding; RNA polymerase II cis-regulatory region sequence-specific DNA binding; DNA-binding transcription factor activity, RNA polymerase II-specific
Source: RefSeq, a predicted model, not a curated record
CAAUGCGGUUCCGAGUCGCCGUUCCGGGCUGCGGUGGCGGCUGUAGGUCCCGGCGGACUGGCGGGGCGCGGGCGGUGGCCCCGGAGAGGGCCGCAGCUACCGCUCCCACCGCGGGCCCGGUUCGGCGGGCGGCCCGGCCCGGCCGGGGGCGCGGCGGGGCGCGGGGCCGCCCGGGGGGCGCGGAGGCGGCGCGGCCCCAGACCCGGGCGGCGGCUCAUGGCGCCUCUUCUCCCCUCUCUAGGUCUGUAGCCAGAGACCGCGGCGGGCGCUGCGUUAGGAGCGGCCCCGGGUGCCAGCGGGGGGACGCGGCCCGACGUGACAGGUGUGCCAAAAUGUCAGAAAGGUCAGAUAUUCUUCACUUCAAGUUUGACAAUUAUGGGGAUUCGAUGUUACAGAAGAUGAACGAACUGAGGGAAGAAAACAGGUUUUGUGAUGUCGUGGUCCAUAUAGAUGACAUUGAAGUUCAUGGGCAUAAAAUUGUCUUUGCUGCUGGCUCUCCUUUUCUAAGAGAUCAGUUCUUACUGAACGACUCCAGAGACGUAAAAAUCUCUAUCCUGCAGAGUUCAGAGGUGGGGAGGCAGCUGCUUUUGUCCUGCUACAGCGGCGUUCUGGAGUUUCCUGAGAUGGAACUGGUAAACUACUUGACUGCUGCAAGCUUCCUGCAGAUGAGCCACAUCGUGGAGCGAUGCACACAGGCCCUCUGCAAGUUCAUCAAACCGAAGCAGCCGCUGGAGAGCAAGGAGUGUGAGCAGCAAAGUGACUCCUCCGAGCCAAAGGAACACCAAGGAGACAACGACUCUCUGCAGCAAGAUUCACCUUGUAUUCAGCCUUCAGAGGACAGUAUGGACAUGGAGGACAGUGACAUUCAGAUCAUCAAGGUGGAGUCCAUCGGGGAGGUAACAGAAGUUAGAAAUAAGAAGGAUCAGAACCAGUUUAUUUCUUCUGAACAAACUGCACUGCAUUCCUCAGAGCCUCAACACUUUCUUAUUAACUCCACUGUUGAAAACAGAGCAAGUGAAAUUGAACAAAACCAUGUCCACAGCUAUGCCCUUUCCUAUGCUGGCAGUGAUAACAUCAUUCUGGCCUCUAAAGAUAUGUUGGGGACAAACAACCGAGGUACAGAAAAAGGCCUUCAGUGGCAUCAUCAGUGUCCAAAGUGCACAAGAGUAUUUCGGCAUCUGGAAAACUAUGCUAAUCACUUAAAGAUGCAUAAACUAUUUAUGUGUCUUCUCUGUGGCAAGACAUUCACUCAGAAAGGCAAUCUCCAUCGGCACAUGAGAGUGCACGCAGGCAUCAAGCCGUUCCAAUGUAAGAUCUGUGGGAAAACAUUCUCUCAGAAGUGUUCCUUACAGGACCACCUCAACCUGCACAGUGGGGACAAGCCCCAUAAGUGUAACUACUGUGACAUGGUUUUUGCGCAUAAACCCGUUCUGAGGAAACAUCUUAAGCAGCUACAUGGUAAAAAUAGCUUUGACAAUGCCAAUGAAAGAAACGUUCAAGACAUAACGGUGGACUUUGAUACAUUCACGUGUAGCACUGCCACAGACAGUAAGGUCUGUCAGCAGGCUGAGGCAGGCCAGGUACUGGAUGCAGGAAAGCUGCCCCAGGCUGUGCUCAGUUUAAGAAAUGAUAGCACCUGCGUCAACUGAGCAACUAGAAACAACCCCCUGUAGGGAUUGUGACCAAGAGGAGCAGACAGUUGGUUUGGGCUCGUACCUAAACUAGUGGUAUGCCCUGAAAGGCUCCAGCUGGACGGACGGAUGGAUGGAUGGAUGGCGGGUUGGAUCGCAAAGCCUGGCAGGUCUUCAGCCAUCGCUCUUAGUCUUACUUGAUACUUUCUGUGAAUAGCUGAAUCUUCCUUCAGGUUUCUGUCUGUGUCUCUAGUGUGAUUAUGGGGUUAAUUGUUUCAUUUCUCUCUGAUUAGGAGACUCAAGACUAACACCUUUUGAAAGACUGUUGCUGUGAGCUGCAAGUAAACCAUCUGCUGUACAGUUAGAGGCCUCUCUGUCCGGGCAGAUGGAGGAAAGAGCAAAGAGGACAAGUCUGUGAGAGAACCCGAUUAUUUUUGGUUGUUGUUUUUUUUUUUUUUAAAUGAUGGAUGACUGAAAGCACUCCAUAGAGUUAAAUUUAAACUUACCUCUUAAAAAUAUCUUUCUCUGAUCUUACCCCAAGACCCCUACAGGUGAAAUGGAAGUAUUUUUGUGUCACCUUUUUUGCCCUUUCUAAACUACUUCAAGAAACUUCUGCUGCCAGUCAACACUACCUUAAAAGCUCUCAGGGUUUUUAACCUUGGCCUGCAUUAUGAAAAGAUAAAACCCUAGACGAUUUGGCAGGCUUAGCUGAUCAGUGCAUAGAACCAUUCAAAAUGAGAGUAAAGUGCAGCUCUGGAAUGUGAGAGGCCAGUACCUGGAGUGCAGGUAUGACCUAUUUCUUAUGGACUCAUUAAGGUUGGAAAAGACCUCUAAGAUCAUCAAGCCCAACCAUCAACCCAACACCACCAUGCCAACAACUAAACCAUGUCCUGAAGUGCCAUGUGUACAAAUUUUUUUUGUAACACCUCCAGGGAUGGUGACUCCACCACUUCCCUGGGCAGUCUGUUCCAAUGUUUGACCACUCUUUCAGUGAAGAAAUUUUUCCUAAUAUCCAAUCUGAACCUCCCCUGAUGCAACUUGAGGCCAUUUCCUAUCACUGAUUACUUGGGAGAAGAGACCAACACCAGCCUCACUACAACCUCCUUUCAGGGAGUUGUGGAGAGCGAUAAAAGUCUCCCCUCAGCCUCCCUCAGAUUAAGCAAUCCCAGUUCCCUCAGCUGCUCCUCAUAAUACUUGUGCUUCAUACAUUUCACCAGCUCUGUUGCCCUUCUUUGGACUUGCUUCAGCAUCUCAAUGUCCUUAUUGUGACCCAAGUGCAGGACCUGGCACUUGGCCUCGAUAAACCUCAUACAAUUGGCCUCAGCCUAUUGAACCAGCCUGUCCAGGUCCCUCUGCAGAGCUUUCCUACCCUCAGGCAGAUCAACACUCCUGCCCAACUUAGUAUCAUCUGCAAAAUGACUGAGGGUGCAACUCCAUCCCCUCAUCGGGGUCAUUGAUAAAGAUACUAAACAAGACUGGCCCCAGAACUGAGCCCUGGGAAACACCAGCUGGAUUUGACUGUUCACCACAACUCUGGGCUCGGCCAUCAGCCAGUUAUUUACCCAGCAAAGAGUGCACCUGUCUAUGCCACGAGCCACAAGCUUCUCCAGGAGAAUGCUGUGGGAGAGAGUGUCUAAGGCUUUACUAAAGUCCCAGCAGACAACACCCUCAUCCACUAAGCAGGACACCUGGUUGUAGAAGGAGAUCAAGUUGGUGUCAUACUUAGGAGAUUUUUAAAGGGUUCUUAGCCAGUACAUGUACCAAGAGAAGCUAAACACUUCAAUACUACAGUGUUCUCACCCAUUUUCCAGACAUUUUGCAUCACAUGAGGCGCAACAGUUGUUGGUUUUAGAGGAAAGCUGGAGUGGAGAAAGACUGCUUUUUAACACUGUGAAAGAUUCUGUUUUAAAAGCUGCAAUGUAUAACAACUCCAUGCUUUGCUGUUUUUUGGGGUUUUUUUGCUUUUUUUUUCCACCACCCUUAGUUCUUCUACAUUUCUCCUGGAUAUCUAAUAAGGGCCUCAAGUCAGUUAACUUGAAACAGAAAUGCCUGCUGUAAGAACAUUAACAAUAUAAUGUUUUUUUAUUUCUUGGACAUUCAAAUAAUACCUUUUUUUUAAGUGACCUGCAUGGUGCACGACCAUUAGUGCUUCACUAUGAGGAUGAGGUAUAGGUAGCACAAUUUCCAUAGGUUGAUCUGUCAGCUAUUGACUGUACUCAGCAAUACCUCAUAUACCGCCUUAACCAUCCGAUGUAGCGGGAAUGGCAUGUGAAUUGGGAUGCUGGGAUUAUUCCACAUUGCUUCUCAAAAGUGCCAUGGAAUUAUCCACAUCCCAAUGAGGCUGAAAGAAACUAGUUGAUCUGAGGAACACCAUUCCCAGUAGAAGAGCACUCUUAUUUACAUUGAAGUGUAGCAUAGACCAAUAAUCAAAUAGCUGAUCCUCAGUAGAGAACUGCUGUUUGUAUUUGGAAUAAGUAUUUCUUCCAAGGCAGCUCUUUUCCACAAAGUUUGCCAUGAGGAUGAGAUUUUGCUUCCUACCUAGAAGUAGUACUGUUUGUGUGUUUGAAUGAGGGGGUGGGGGUGAAAGGCUGCUAUUGUAUGGUUUAAAAUGCUAAACAGGUAUGACCUAAACAGGUAUGACCAAAGGUGUGUUAGAGAAAAAAAAAAAAGUUUUGUAUGUAAUUAUCAAAAGUUGGUCUUGAUCUUCAGAUAUGUGUGUGUAGAAGCCAGGAUUUCCUCACGCAGACACGACACUGAAGGAUGAUACAAAGCGUUAAUGUUGCAGAACGUUUUCAGAAAUCCACAUACUUUCAAGUAGAAAAGCAAGGUGAUUCUGUGAAUCAGUUUUUGAAAUUGAGUUCUUGAACUACUGUACUUGACUGUUACAUGAACUGUUACAUGAACAGCUAUGAAGCAAGCAAUGGAAAUGGAAUCAGGGCAUUACAUCUUUCAAGUAGCAUCAAAUAUACUUAGGCCUAAAAUCUAACUAUUUGAAACUUUUAAAAAUUAUUGUUCAGGUUCCUGGGACAAAAAAUAGGUUUGCAUGGGAAGAAAAACUGUUUUUUGUCUCAAAGCCACCUGCUUCCAGAAUUGUUCGGAGCUAUAACUGACCGUGACAGUCACAUCUGACACUUGCAUUUUGUCUUCAGGCACAAUCUUCUGCAUUGUUCAGAAUUUGAUAAUAUUCAGAUAAUUUGAUAAUAUAUUAUUCACUGUACGGAAAUAAGUUAUAGCACUAAUGUCGAAAUGAAGAUGGACAUGGGGAAUGAGAACUUGCAGAGCCAGGUCAGCAUGCUUUAAGGGACUAGUGAACACUUUAACUGGAUAUGAAUGUGGACAUGAUAAAUAAAAUGGUCUUCUGCCAGAAAAGGAAUAAAACUGUACAAAUGCUAGAAGAAGUGGCAGCAAAAUGGACAGUAUUGAAAGCUUUGUCUAUCUAGGAAGGUUUUUUUCUGAGGAAUUAUGAAGCUGUAAUGUUACUGCAAAGAGACUACAGCUUGUUGAAGUAGCUGUGAGUGACCUGAAGCUGAUACGGAGAGACAAGGAGUCUCCUAAGAAAUAGAAAAAUUAUUUUGUCAAGAUAUAUAGGUUUUCAGUCCACCCUGUGCUGUGGUGAUGUCAACGUGUGAGAAGGCCAAGUCUGCUGGCGGUUCCCUUAAAGGCUGCUGGUGGUCAUUGGUGAGACCACGGCAGGAGUAAACAGGAGAAAGAAGAAAUGCAGAAGACUGCUUCUUCAAUGAAAAUGGAUACAUCUGUUGGAUGAAAAGUGACUUCUGACUGAUGUCUGUGCUUUUGGCCUGGCAAAAGGGUGCAGACAUAUGCAGGAGACAGCUGUGUGGCUCCAGGAACACUGAAGCUCUGAGAGGGCAGUGUGCUGAUGGCACGGUGCGAGUGCCCUGCUGGUAGAGUUCAUCCAAGAUUUGCCCCCAUAUGGAACAGACAAGUGAAGAGUGUAGAAGAGGUAUGAGAAAAGAAAAAUCUGGCUAAUGCUUCUUCUCUGAGUUACAGGUUAAAAUGGAGUGAGAAUUACUAUAAAUGAAAUAUAUACAGGCAGCUCAAUUAUAGAAUAAGAUGAACUUAAUUGUCCAUGUAUGUAAAAUGUUGUCUUCAUUGCAAUGUUCUGAUUAGUGGAAGACUAGAUCCAUUGGUUGUUGCUACUGGUGCUGCAUAUUCAGAUGAGGACUAUGGCAGUUAUAAUCUGUGUGUUAAUGUGUAGAAUACUAUUUGCUGGUAAGUGGAUAGUCUCACAACUUAAUGUGCUGUACAACUUCCUGCAUAUCCUAAAAAUAACUGAAGUCUAUUACAAAAAUAUUUUAAUAACUCUUGAAUAUAUUAGGAUUUUUUUUAUGUUGGCAUUUUAGUUCUUUUUUUUAUAUGUAGAAGAAAUCUUAGAACUCUUAGGUUUACCAGAGGUUUAGGCUCACCACUUUUCUGAGCAGUGGUAGCUUGUGUAGCAUGUGUUCCUGCAGCAUAUGAUGCAGCUGCACAGCCUCCUGUAGAGAUCAGGGAUGAUUCUUUCCUUAAUUUAUUUUUCUUUUAGAAGAUGCAUUUUGCAAGUUAGCAACUGAUAAAAUUGAAGUGUCAGUCUUUUUCUCCCUCUCAUAAAUCGUUUUGGCAAGAUUUAUGAUAGCUGCCACUGUACUUUUGUGGAAAUAACCUAAAAAUUAAUUGUGUGGGGCUGAUUCUGGAGUCAUUGGGAGGUGGACAGGUGAGGAGGGAGGUCAAAGUGUGAUACUGUUGAAAAGAAUUCUAAAGUCACGUUAAAUCUUGAUUUUUUUAAAAGCGAAGGGGGGAAAUACUCUGCCCUCUGGAGGCAGCAAGGGCUGAGAGGGCAGAAUGGACGUUUUUUUCUUUGAGACUGAAUAACCGAUGGACUGAGCAUUAGCUACCUCUUCAGUGACUGGGCAAAACUCAUCCGACGUUAUUACCAAAGCAGGCGGGACAGCGGCUGGCGGGGCAGCUUCGCCCCCCGCCCCGGGCCGCUGGCUGUCGGAGCCGCCUGCUCGGCCGGGCGGUGCUCGGUGCUCUGUGCCCCCUGCCCCCCCGCAGGGGCCCCCGGGCAGCUGCUCCCCAAGAUGCCUUACGGGGGCCCGGGCCGAGACGUUGCUACCUCUACCGGCCGCUGGCGAGGCGCGCCCCGGUGCGGGGCGGCUGGGCGGCCCCCGGCGGCAGCCGCUGUAGCAGU